Molecule: messenger RNA, 1890 nt
Organism: Papilio machaon (common yellow swallowtail)
Lineage: Eukaryota; Metazoa; Arthropoda; Insecta; Lepidoptera; Papilionidae
Exons: 3
Coding region: 73-1890 (605 amino acids)
Source: RefSeq, a predicted model, not a curated record
AUGCACUCUAUCGGGAAGUGUUUCGAUUUUAUAAAAAACCUAAGCAAAAUCUAUUGAAAAAGUGCCUUAGUUAUGAUACCGUAUCAUUUUCAAAUUUACGCGAGUGUGUCAUUCUUUUUCCUUUGUAAAAUUAUUUGUUACCUUUCAAGCUUUAUAUCAAUGUUCGAUAAGAAACUUCCGACAUUGAUGAGUGACUCCGGAAAGGAAGAGACCGACGAAGAUGUGUGCAAAUGGAUACCAAAGAAAAAGCACGAGGUCCUGAAGGCCAAGUACAAAUGUCUCAAGAAGUUGUUCCAAAUAUAUGAUGCGAGUGUGAUCGGCAUUCUGCCUGAGCCGUACGGCGCAGAGAGGCGCGAGGAGCGGCGGCACUCGCGGCGGCGGCGCUCGCACCGCACUAAGACGGACGCGUGCGCCGGCACCGCGGAUCCCGUUACGCAGGCGCCCGCUCCCGUCCUGUCGCCCGCCGAGCGCAGCUCCCUCACCACGGCCGUCGUCCGCGACCUCAAGCUGCAGUACACCUCCACCUCCACGCAGGAGUCCCUCGUGUGCCGCGACAAGUACACACAAGAUUGCAAAGACAUCCUCUCCGUUACCACCAGCGAAAAGGAGUGCGAGUGCACUCAGACUUCGGAAAUUCUGCACGCGACACCGUUCGUGAUAAUGAAGGACUCGCAACCGAAGCCGACGCGUUUUCAGCUAUUCCUCCAACGAAUACUCGGCAUAAGACGAGAGAAGUCCAACAACGGUCUGCCCUCCCCCCACAUGUACGCGGCGAGCGACAACAACAUCACCAAUCGCUACGAGAAGCGCCGUCGACGGGGGAUGCGAUUUCGUCGGCUUCGGGGCGCGAAGAAAGUGUACUCGGAGUCCGCGUUGAGAGAGCGGCAGAGCCCCGUCAUCCUGAGCUACGUGCAGUCCGUGCAGAGGAACUGCUUGAUGGACACCACGCCGCGGCAGUGCCCCUUCAUGGGGUGCAGGAUGAUUUUUUACGGUAUUAUUAACUACAACGACCACAUAAACCUUUGCCACUUCACCGACCGCAAGUUCUCCUGUCACUACUGCCACGAGGGAUUUCUUAAAGAGCGCGACAAAUUGUUACACGAAAAUGAACAUAUUGGCAUAUCUAAACUGAGCACAAAUCUAACAUCUACAAUAUCUGGGCUUCACUCGAAAGUGGCCAACGUGACGCAGACUGAUCCCGAACCGAAGCAGAUCAACGAAGAGAAGUUAAAGAAGAUUGUCUCAUUUUUUGACAAGAUCGAGGAUCCGGAGGAAAUAAUUGCUGAACUAAAAAAGAGUCGUCACUCCACUUCGAGUGUAAACCUCACACACCACUCGUCCAAAGUGGACACCGUGGCCUCUGGGGCCAGCAAGUCCACCUCCAACUCGCGAAGGUCGAGCUGUGUCCACCUUCAGAAGGCAGACAGGAAGUCCAGCUCGUCCGUGGAGUCGGACACAUCGUCAGUGCACACGUCAGGGUCGUCACUCAGAUGUCAAAUUUGUGGACAAAAGUUUGAUGACAUACAGCAUUUAAAUAUGCACGUAAACGCCGAGCAUCGAAGUGGUAGCAGGUGUUCCGGGCAAGGCCGGAGCGAGCGACCGCCGAGCCCGCCACACUACCACGAUAACUCGGACUACGAGGAGCCCCCCUCUGUGCUCGCUAACAGGAGCUAUUCGACUUUACAUCACGUCAACACAUCGUCUACUUUAACACGCUUCACCUCCGAAGAGAAGUCGGCCAUGAGCUACGAUCCCUCCACCAACAUUAUUUAUUAUUCUUCAUCAGAGUCAGUGAAGAAUCCGUCGGUGAUGGGCGAGACGGUGAAGCGAGGCCGCGCCGGCUUCAACAGUUACAAGUGGGAACCCGGGACCGAUUCUAUUCACGCCUGA